AUGAUCCUUCCUCAGGCGAGUCCCCCCGCCGCCGCCGCCCCCCCCCCGACGCGCGACCGCAGGCCGCAAGGCCCGUCGCCGGGCGGCGCCUCGGACUGGGACGAGCGCACGGACCCGAGCUCGGGGAAGAUCUACUACUACAACAAGACGACGCAGGAGACGCCCGGCUACAAGGGCGCGGAGAGCACGCCCGAGGCCGCCGCCGCGGCGGCGACGGACCCGGCCAAGUGGCUCAGCAAGGUCGACGAGGCGUCGAAGCGCGAGUACUACUACAACACCGUGACGAAGGAGACGACGUGGACGAAGCCCGAGUGCCUCGGGUCCGCGCCCGCGAAGGAGGCGGAGCCCGUCAUGACGGCCAAGUCCGCGCCGGCGGCGCCGCCCGCCGCCGCGCCCGGCGCCGGCGAGCAGAGCGUCGAGGAGCUGACGGAGCUCUACGCGGGCAUGGAGUUCAAGACGUUCGCCGAGGAGAACUUCCAGCUCUGCCGCAAGGGCAUGUUCAAGACGAAGACGGAUUUGGACAAGGUGACGCGCUGGAAGAACGAGCUCAUGAAGCUCGCGCUGCUCAACUUCAAGGACGGCGAGCUCCAGGCCGAGGCGCUCCAGACGAACCGGAACGUGCUCGGCUUCAUGGGCGACCGCAAGAGCGGCAAGGACACGAUCGACCACUGCACGAAGAUCAUGCACAACAUGCUCCAGUCGCCGGAGGAGCUGCGGAACGAGGCCUACUGCCAGAUCAUGAAGCAGACGACGGAGAACCCGUCGGGCGAGUCGACGGUGCUCGGCUGGAAGCUGUUGGCGGUCUGCCUCGCGACGUUCCCGCCUUCGGACGCGCUCGCGCCCUACCUGGGCCACUUCUGCGCGACGAACGUGGCGUCGACGCAGGAGGACGGCGACGUCAAGGUGGCGGACGUCGCCGCGUUCUGCCUGAAGAAGGUGCCGCAGAUCUGCAAGCUCGGCGCGCGGCGCGAGCUGCCGACGCCCGUGGAGAUCGAGUCGACGAUGCGCAUGGACAAGGCCUGGGUGCGCGUCUUCUUCCUCGACGCCAAGUACGUCACCCUCAAGGUCGACGCGUGGACGACGGCGGCGCAAUUCGCGGCGCAGAUCGCGGGCCUCCUGGGCGUCGCCGACGGCGCGCCCUUCUCCGUCUUCGAGGUGUCGACCGAGGACGAGGAGCGCGUGUUGGACGCCGACGAGCGCGUCCUGGAUCUGGUCGCGUACUGGGACCGCCUCGAGCGCGAGGCGCGCGAGAAGAAGGGCAAGAAGUCGGAGGUCGAGGAGUUCCACUUCGCCUACAAGGUGCGCCACUUCUUCGACGUCAAGGACGGCGACGACGCCGCGGUGGAGCUCAUCUACGUCCAGGCGAAGCACGACGUCGUCGACGCGCGCUACCCCUGCGAGGCCCAGGACGCGAUCACGCUCGCCGCGCUCCAGGUCCAGGAGGAGUUCGGCGACAUCCCGACGGACGGCGACUGCUGCUACCUCAAGGGCAACCUGGGCAAGUACCUCAGCGCCAAGGAGCUCGAGCGGUCCGACGACGGCGAGCUCGAGGACCAGCUGCUGAAACUCUACGCGAAGCUGUCGGGCUACAGCGCCAAGGAGGCGCGGCUCUCGUACCUCGACUACGUCAAGAGCUGGAAGAUCUACGGCAGCUCCUACUACUUCGCCGAGCCCAAGCAGAACCGCGACUUCCCGUCCGAGGUCGUCCUCGCGAUCAACGCCAAGGGCAUCCUCGUCGUGGACCCGGACACGAAGGAGUUCCUCCAGGAGUACCCCUACUCGCAGGUCGUCACCUGGGGCCACUCGACGAACUCCUUCGUCGUCGUCACCGGCGACGCCGUCAAGCAGACCAAGGUCUACUUCAAGACGGAGCAGGGCAAGGAGAUGAACGUCAUGGCCGGCAUGGCCAGCGGCGGCAGGGCCUUGGUGCUCAUGGCGUGGAAGUCGACGACGGACAUCUUCCGGCCCUCGUACGCGACGAUGGGCGUGUACAUCUCCGUGACGCCGUCGGGCUGCGGCUUCCUGGCCUGCGUGGCCCGCCGCGGCCGGCCGCCGAGCGUCGUCGUGCGCGCCGUCGCGCGCCGCUGGCGCACGUCCGCGGCGCCGCGGGCCUUGCGCUCCGCGGCGGACUCGGCCAUGGACGCGCGGCGCCGGUUCGAGGGCAGCGGCGGCGGCUUCGACGCGUCGCGCGGGGACGCGAGCUGCAGCGAGUCGCUCGAGACCCACUGCUCCAUGGGCGGGCUGAGGACACGCUGGCCCACGGGCGUCUUCGGGCGCACGGGCGUCUUCGGCCGGUCGCCGACGGGCGUCUUGGGCCGCUGGAUGAUGGCGCGGAAGGCGCCGCCGGGCGACCCGCCGAUGGUGAACGUGUCCGCGCCCGGCGUCGUGCGCGACGAGAACCAGCUCUCGAAGCAGGGCGACGAGUUCCAGCCCGAGUGGCUCGCGGCCAACGGCAACGUGUCGGCCUUCGGGAAGCUGCGCACGCUGAAAACCAUACUGCGAAACCUGCCCGAGGACGGCACGCCCCUGCUCUGCGGCUUCCUCGAGACGUUUAAGACGCCGACGAAGCUCGUCACGCUCGAGGAGCUCGCCAAGGAGAAGACCGUCGCCGUCGCCGCGACGCUGUCCAUGGCCGCCGCGCGCUACUACAAGGUGACCAUCCCGAACUACGCGCUCUUCAGCAACCACAGCGGCGCGCUCGAGACGGCCGUCUACCCGGGGGACCUCGACGACGCGGGCGACCUCGAGGACUGGGUCGAGCGCGAGAAGGGCAAACUCCGGGCGAGGCCCCGGGCCGCGGCGCCGGCCUGCGCGCCGGGCGACGCGGGCUGCGCGCCCGUCGCCGCGACGGACGCGGCCGCGGCGCACUCCGCGUCGACGGGGGAACUUUGA
Molecule: messenger RNA, 2892 nt
Organism: Aureococcus anophagefferens
Lineage: Eukaryota; Pelagophyceae; Pelagomonadales; Pelagomonadaceae
Exons: 6
Coding region: 1-2892 (963 amino acids)
Biological process (GO): signal transduction
Cellular component (GO): cytoskeleton
Molecular function (GO): protein binding
Source: RefSeq, a predicted model, not a curated record